Molecule: messenger RNA, 3428 nt
Organism: Neurospora crassa OR74A
Lineage: Eukaryota; Fungi; Ascomycota; Sordariomycetes; Sordariales; Sordariaceae
Exons: 3
Coding region: 1744-2814 (356 amino acids)
Source: RefSeq, a predicted model, not a curated record
CUGCCUUCGGCUAGCUCCCGUCAAUACAUGCCUGUUGCUGCUAGUGUUGCUGCUGCUUGUCGGGUGUGUAUUUCAAUCUUUCCUUUUCGCGGCAAACUGCUUGACUUGAGCGAAUCCACAACGGCAGCAAGACACACACACACACACACACACACAAUCUCACACCACACACACUACACUCACACACACUCACUCACACAUGAUUAUUACCUACAUACUUGGCUACAUCCAUCGAUGCCACUACGAUCAAAAGGCAAGGCCUAAGGAGAGCGGCUGGUGGGCCGGCAGCACCCUUUCACCACACGUGCAGUCAUUUGAUCUGCCUGCUUGCAGCUGCAACCGCAAUUUUACGAGACACCCUUGUUUACCUUCCACUUGCAACUCUCCCUCUUUGCGCUCUGCGUUGCGUAACUGGACGACACCAGUGGAAACCAAGACCUGGACAGACAGUUGCGCCAGUCGAGAUUUCACCUUGUAUCCGCUUAUCUAACGGUACUCGCUGCAUGAGAUUAUCUCAGACUAAGGAAGGUGCGAGGGUUCAGUACGCGAUCUCUCAGGAAAAAAAAAAAAAGAAAGUCGAAUUUGUUACAGAACCGUUGACCUUGACAGGCCACCCCUGCAACACACGCCGGCUGGACAAGGAGUGGGAAGCUGGACGGCAAGACCAGCCAGGUGAACAAAUCCGGGGUGUUGUUGCUGUUGUUGUUGUUGUUGUUGUUGUUGUUGUUAUUAUUCUUGUCGCUGUCGCCGACUUGACCUCAGUCCCCAAGUCCCAUCGAUCCAUCCCGUCCACUGCGCCUGGACAACCGGACCGGGAUCAUUUCGACAGUGGAGCACUCACUAACACCAACAUUGGAAACCGGGACGCCCACCACCCCCGGUGCGACAGUGCAACAGUGGAACACUGACCGAAACAGCAACAUCGUCUGCCACUCAUCCCCGGCCAACAAUAAUUACUCGCCCGUCGUCGCCUCCUCGACGGUAGCUAGAUCGAAACUCCGCAGGCCAACGAACGGGAAGACGCGCGCUUCCCACUGUACUGCUCGCGUCUCUUUGCCGCCUGCCCUGCUCGAUUCCAGGCUACCGUCCUCCACUCAUCUCCCGGUCUGGGGAGAGUGUCUUGGACUUGGGGAUCCGUUCGCUCGCUUCACCCACCCCCUGGUUUUCGUGACCCCACGGUCAUGAACAUGAUGGAUUAACGCCUUCUGGCACUACACUACUAACUGCAAUCCGCACCUCAUACAUAUCUCGACUCUGACUAUCGUCGACCUUCGUUUCAUAUCUUGCCUAGUACAUUGACCCCUGCCGUCUCCAUUCCCGUCCUUAUCCUGGAUUCCCUGCAGGCGGCGCGCGCGCAGUUGAGUGGGAGCAAGCAGGUUGUUGUUGCAACAGGGCAAGCACCACUACAUGCCUAGAGGUACUUACCCACAAGCCUGCCUCCGCUAUCAAGCAGGAAGCAGCAGUAUAACAUCAAGCACCACCAGCUCCAAGCAACUUCUCAGCUUGACUGCCGCAAGCACCAAUUCUCCCUAUUCGUAUAUGAAUGAGGCCGCUUCGCCACUGCGACUCUGCCCCGUCUUUUGCGAUCACGAGCGUCACCCCCGGCCUAUUGCCCGCCCAACGAAUAACAAGGCAUACUUGGCCCUUGACAAAUGACUAGACAUCAUUCGGCCAUUUCUCUUUUUGACCUUCGUUUUUUCCUCCCUCCCGUCGACGGCAGACUCCAGGGACCAAACCUCCAAGAUGGAGUCGUCGUUUGAUGAGGAAGAAAAGCGCUUCCUCUUAGGGGAAAUCAUCAAAGUUAGCGUCAAUGUGGACGACAUGAUAGAUUUCAUCAAGCAGCAUAACAUCCAUCAGCCAGACUGGCACUCUAUCCAGAUUCCUCGAGGGCGGACCGUGAAUCAGUGCAUUCAGGCUUAUAACUCCAUGGUGAGCAGGCCGUCCUUUCAAAAACCGAUCCUGUCACCGCAGAAACGGAACUCGGUCGAUGACUCGGAGGAUCAUUAUGCAAAGAGGCGGGCAUUUGGCCCUGCCGAGGAAAGACCGCUCUUUUCGCCCAUGCGACCAUAUGGCCAUCAACCGUUUCCCACCCCAAUAGUCCAGCCUGUGAACAUCCAGCCACGGCCCAACGGUCUCCCCUCGCCAGGGAUCCCUGCCUCGACCUCAACGUUGAGCGCGGCACCCACCGGUCGCAAACGGGGUCGUCCCAAGAAAGAUGAGAGUCGAGCCCGUCAAAACAUGCCACAACCCAACCAGCCGAUUGCGCCGGCACCUAUUGCUCCGUCGCCGAGGACUGUUGUUGCUACGUCUCAGCCACUCAGUCCCCUCAGCGCUGGUUAUCAUGGUUACAACUCAUCGUACCGGUACUCACCGGUCGCGAGUCCUUACGAUCCGGUGGCGGCAAGCAAGAUUGGGCAGCAUUCGUUACUCCAUCCCGAGAGUGUACCCCGAACUCUCCAUAUGACGUCCUCCUCAUCGGAGAUGGGUCACCGGUUGGUAGGUGAUCACAGUUCGAGCUGGCCGGGUACUGUACCAGGCAGGGAGCAUCAACAGCAGCAACAACAACAGCAUCAACAGCAGCAACAGCAACAGCAGCAACAGCAGCAACCGCAAACUCCCACGUCUCUUCCCACGCCAAUGGAGCCUCCCGUAUCAUCGCAUCACUCCACGUACCCUACUAAUCGAAGCCCUCGUUUAUUGUCAUCGGGAUUCGGGGGAGGGGGCGCAUCACAACAAGGUCAAAUUACCUCUAGAGACACGGCACUCACGGCGUCCGAGCAGGGAAGAUCGUCUGUUCAAUCGACAUCGGUCUGACACCUAUUUGUGAUUUCAGUACGGUCUCUCCUUUUCCAUUCAUCCCUCUUUUUGUUUUUUGUCUCUACAGGAUUUUGUGGACUUUUUUUUUAAGCCAUGGAACUAAGGAACGGGUUGGACAAGGCAGCCCAUCUUCUCAGAAGGGAAAGAAGGAGUGCGUCAUCUAGUAUUUGGAGUUCUGUUAGUUGGUUGCGCGGCCAUCUCCUCUUUCAGCAUCUGCUCGCGGGUUCCUUCAUCGCCAUCAUCGCAUCAAUGUUUUUCAGGCUGUUCUUCUUUGGAUUUGCUUUUGCCCUUUCCUUGUCCCUAACCUUGGUUUCUAUCACUCUGUUCGGCGUUCUGGGCAUGGAAUGGGAAUUUAAUACGCAUGCAUGUGUUUGGCAAAUGUCUUUAUGCUCUGCGACUUCGUCAUGAUACCCACGCACACAUACAGGCUAUGGUCAUGUUCUUGAGAAGAGGGGAGGCUGUACGGCUAGUCGAGUCGAUGAGGCAUAAUGGAGCGCCUCAAAGAUGGUUGAGCGAACAAUGGAACAAGCGGCUAUCCGUAGCGCAAUUUUAUUUUUUUCGGUCUGUAGGCUAUGCUGGACUCAAUGAUAAGCUUCCGUUUUGGUUUGGUG